This is a messenger RNA of Acomys russatus (golden spiny mouse), 2268 nucleotides long. RefSeq names its product F-box protein 43 (gene Fbxo43). Bases 189 to 2264 code for a protein of 691 amino acids. Gene Ontology annotation, cellular component: nucleus. NCBI's taxonomy places the organism in Eukaryota, Metazoa, Chordata, Mammalia, Rodentia, Muridae. The record is from RefSeq and is a predicted model, not a curated record. The transcript has 5 exons. Gene Ontology annotation, biological process: regulation of mitotic nuclear division; negative regulation of meiotic nuclear division. Gene Ontology annotation, molecular function: zinc ion binding.
UCGGGGAGGUCCCCCACGUCCAAGACUAGCAAGAGAAAGGCCGGGGAGUACAGCUGCCGCUGGGCAGAGAAAUUCAGAGUGACUUGACCUUCCCAGCAUGACGCCUGUGACCUUCCCGCAGUAGCCCUCGGGCGGGGUCGGGGGCUCGGUUAAUUGUUCAGGUUUUUCUCUAAGGGUGGUACCUCGGUAUGAACUUUAAAGUCGAAGAUGAGAGACUUUGUUAUUUGGAAGCCUGCCUUACUUUGACGUGUCUUAAGAACUCAGGGUUGACUGAUGAAAGCUUGAAGAUGUCCCAGCGGCACUCAGCCAGCCAUGGAGCAGGAGGCAAAGUGGACUUCCCUGCUGUCACCACCAAGUCUCCCUGCCGCAGAGACUGUUGUUGCACGCCCUCCUUUAAACACAGGGGCCAACAUGAGCUGUCAGAAUCUUGCAGCUUUAAGAAAGACAAAGACCCAGCGCUAACCUAUGAGCAUCUUCAAACUCCAAGUCUGGGUUCAGGCGACCCAGCAGCAACUCCCAGUCAAAGAAGGAAAUCUGUGUUCCCAAGGAAGGAAGCCAGUAAAAGCCCUGAACUCUGUGAGACUCCCAGAGUCCGAAGGAAAAAAUGCUCAUUACGCAGACGGCUGGAUUUAUCUUUCACCCUUCUGACGGGGGAGUCUGAUUCACAAAGCAGCUCUCUGGAAAGUAGCAAAAGCCAAGAUCUUAGCCUAGAAAAACACAUCCCUGGUGGCCCUUCAGGGUUCCUCAAGCGAGACAGCUUUAGCCCACUAGUUACCAGCACCAUGAAAAUUGAGGAUGUGACUUCUAGCAGUCACAACUCAAGGCUACAUUUUUCUCAGCACAAGACCUCCACCAUUGAUGAUUCCAAAGACGACUGUGGCUUGUUUGAAGUGGAAUGUCUGUCUCCAAUUGAAGGCGACGGUGUGAAAGACUCCAUCGCACGGGACUUCAGUGACAGCAGCUUAAGUAUAAGCGAGGAGAAUACAUGUCCUGAGCUCCUGGGCUCCUCUGGCAGCCGGACAACCUAUGGAGCAGAUGUGGCCACAUCUGUAACUCCAGUAAGUAGUCUCAUAGCAAAAAUUAAAUUCAGUGGAAGCCAAACACUUGCUUCUUCAGCAGAAGCGAGAGACAGUGUUUCAACACCCGAAGACAGUGGCUUUAGCUCACUUAGCUGGGACAAGUCAGAAUAUGUCCUCUCUGACCAAGAGGGCUCUUUUCAAGAACUGCUUCAGAAAAAUAGGGGGACUCCCAGAGUGGGGGACCCUGUCAAAAAGCCAAAGCAUACUGGGAGGUUGAGAAGACUGUCCACUCUCCGGGAGCAGGGCUCCCAGUCAGAGACAGAAGAUGAGGUACAGAUGGUCCACCCCAACUCUGAAGCAAGAGCUGGCACCCCCGGGAGUCAGCAAGGCUCUGAUGAAAAGGGCAGGGGUUUGACUUUAAGCUUUCAAAAUUUAUCACACACGCCAGCCUUGCAAUUAGUCCAUGAGCUUUUUAUAAAAAGCAAAAGGAGACGGUACCAGCAGGAAGAUGAUGAGGAAUUCUUUGAGGAGAGGGAUGAGGGAGAAAUAGCCAGACUGCAGUGUGUUCUGGCAGGACUAAUUGGCAGGAAGAUGGGCAUAGAGCGCCUGGACAUCCUGACGGAAUUACAGUAUAGAAAUCUGAAGCACGUCCUAGCUAUGGUUCUAGGUUUCCUGACUGAGGAGAGUUUAUACAGUGCUUGGAACGUCAGCAGAAACUGGCGUGAAAUUGUGGCUCAGGAUAAAAAGGCAAACAGGAGGAGGAAACUUUAUAUCAUACAGCUGAAAGCAAAUGCUCAGGGGCCUGUGCUACAUGUUCAGGAUGCUGCCACUCGGCUCCAUCUUCCAAACCGUGCUGCCUUAAGAUCAGUGCAGGCGCAGGCACCCACUGCUCAGAGCGAUCAGGCUCCGCCUCUGUCCCCUUGGGGAGAUGCUUUGACACCUGUGGCAAGCUCUUCCCUUGCCCACCUAAGGAGUAAACAGGCACAGUAUGUGAAGGUUGCCAGGACACUCUUUACUGACGAAGCCUUAAAGCCUUGCCCGAGGUGCCAAUCCCCCGCUAAGUACCAGCCAUACAAGAAAAGGGGACUGUGCAGCCGCCUGGCCUGCGGCUUUGACUUCUGUGUGUUAUGUCUGUGUGCUUAUCAUGGGUCUGAAGAAUGUCGAACAGGGUCAGCAAAGGCGAGGAGGAGUAAAGAUGGUCUCCCAGGGAGCGCCCAGAGCAAGCGGAACCUAAAACGCCUCUGAAGAG